Messenger RNA from Torulaspora globosa, 1755 nucleotides. It is a transcript of the gene RMD8, whose product is annotated as Rmd8p. Bases 1 to 1755 code for a protein of 584 amino acids. The record is from RefSeq and is a predicted model, not a curated record. The transcript has a single exon. Lineage: Eukaryota; Fungi; Ascomycota; Saccharomycetes; Saccharomycetales; Saccharomycetaceae.
AUGAGUUACAAGGCUGCCAGUGCGGAUCGGCUGGAUUCUAACGGGCUACCGAUGUCUAAGAGGUCGCCAUCUAUCCUCGUGACAGACUCUAGAUCUUCUAAGAAGCGAAUAAGUGCACCUUUUGCGGGACAUGCGGCCGGUGUACGAAAUCGCGCUGAAUUGCCUGGCGGAAAUACUGGCAAUGGAUUGCAUUCACUCGGUACCGGAGUCAAGAAAAGGACAUCUGGUAGGUUUAGUGAUAUAUCGAUCGACAACAUAUUAUCUGAGAUGUCGGAUGUCCCCUCUGGACGACGAGAGGAACGACGGUCAACGUCAUCAGCGGACAGAUAUUACGGUUCGGACAGGACACGGCCGCUGAGCUACUCUAAAUCUAUCAAUCCCUUGCCUUUAAGGACUUCGAAGACUUCUCAAAAGUUGGUGCUUAUCCCCGAGGAAGAAAACCGAGAAUCACCGAACGUAUUUUAUCGAAAGAAGUCUGCAACAUCGCUGAAAUACAAUGAAUCAGCCCAUCAUGCGAGAAGAGACCAUAAACUAGCUAGGAUAACCGCAUAUAAUGUGGCAGAAGGGUUCAAUCUCAAAGUGAUGUCAAAGUUCUUAAAGUCUACGCACGAAGUGUCUCCCAGAUUGUACGAUGAGUGUCUGUAUGUCGCGUAUACUUUGCCACUACUUCAUGGUAAAGAUGGCUUCAGGGUUAAGUCGAACAUUUCUAAAAAAGUCGUCGGCGGAAAGACGCUCAUUGACAAGCUGAUCGAUACAAGCGAACAGCGAGAUCAUCACUACGAGUAUUACUCCGGAGUGGAGACACUAGAAGAUUCAAAGAAUGCUUAUGAACUGGAUUCUAAUGCGGUACUCGUUGAAACUGAUCCUAAUACCAUUCCAAAUCAUUUGCCGAAUCCGAUAGGGAACCAGGACUCGUUUGAUCCCAGCGAACCCCAGUUUUUUGCGGAAGAAACUCCUUCAGAGCAGGAACAGAGAGAACGAAGGGAGCAGCUACAUAUAUCAUCCAAUAGUCAGCGCAGCGAAAUAGUGACUGAUGGCGGCCAGCACGCAGAGAUAUUUAUUUUUCGCUAUGGUGUUAUUGUGUUCUGGAAUUUUACUGAAAUUCAGGAAAAGAACAUAUUAGGUGAUAUUGCAUUUGCUGACUAUAAAUCUCUGGUCAUAAGACCUUUGGACGAGCAGGAUAUCGAGAGGGAGCAAUUUCACUUUGAAUAUGACAAAGACACAGAACGACCACGAAUUUUCAACGAUAUAGUGACAUUAAGGUCCGGCGAUCAUAUUAUAGAACUUACCAUCUCGCAUGCUAUUGCACAAUCAUCUAAAUUGUCGCGUUUCGAGUCGAGAAUAUCACCUAUCCUGACGGCUGUAACCAAGCUCCCGAAAAGGUUGGCAUUGUAUGGAACUCUAGGAUUAAAGAGAGAACAGCUCUUAAAGAAGUCUGGUAAGCUUUUUAAACUUCGUGUGGACGUCAAUUUGUCAUCAAGCAUUUUGGAUACACCAGAGUUCUUUUGGAGUUUUGAACCAAGUUUGCAUCCACUUUAUGUUGCUAUGAGAGAGUAUCUAGAAAUCGAUCAAAGAGUCCAAGUUGUUAACGAUCGAUGCAAAGUCUUUCUCGAAUUCUUUGAUAUAUGCGUCGAUUCUGUCGCAGAAAGAAACAUAGCUCGUGUGACAUGGUGGUUAAUCAUAGCAAUUAUUGUCGGGGUUAUUUUCUCAUUGACAGAAAUUCUCGUGAGAUAUAUAAUUAUUCAUAGUCAUUGA